UCAGCUUUCUCUGCGUUCCUGCAAGAUGACAAGGUACCACAAAGCAGCGGCUGAUGGACACAUGGACCUCCUGAAAGAGGCCACCAGGAAGGAUCUAAACACUGCGGAUGAGGAUGGAAUGACUCCCACUUUACUGGCUGCCUUCCACGGACAUGUCGAGGCUCUUCAGCUCAUAUGCAGCAGAGAAGGCGAUCCAAACAAGAGUGACAUCUGGGGGAACACGCCCUUGCAUCUUGCAGCAGCGAAUGGCCACAUGCACAUCCUCAGCUUCCUGGUCAACUUUGGAGCCAACAUUUUCGCCCUGGACAAUGACUUCCACACGGCCAUGGAGGUCGCCGCGUCUCGCGACCGCAUGAACUGCGUGCGUUUCCUCGACGACGCCGCCUCGAAGCAGACCAACCAAAACGCAAGGAGGGUGGCCAACCUAAAAAAGGAGGCCGUUAAAGAGGCGGAAAAACGGGUGAAACUGUGCGAGAAGGUGAAGAAAAGACACCAGAGCAAGAUGGAAAAGAUGUACCGCGGACCGGGAAACACUGGGCCCGCGUCGGAGGCCAGCACGGGAUCGGCUUUCUCCAACGGCGGCACCAUGACGGGCGUUAAUGAGCAGUUCUCCAAGCUAAUUGCUUCAGAUAGAUCUGGCUCCCUUUCAGCCAGAGUGAAAGGCACACUCCAGAAGAAGCUUGGGAAGAAAGAUAAAGGCACGGCGCAGAGGUCAGGAGGAGGCGGGAACGUCAUCUUUCUGAAACAAGAGAACGAAGAGUCUGAGAAACCAGAGUUUCUAGAGGUCUUCAACGAGCAGGAUGAGAUCACGCAAGAGAAGAAGAGCUUCGAUGAGGAUGAUGAUGAUGGCAGUGAAGAAGAAGGCCAAGUCACGCAGUCCAUCUUCAACCGGCCUGGCCUCGGAGGCCUGAUCUUCAUGAAGAAGAUGGGCCUGGAAUCGGAGGACAUCCCCCACGGAAACAAUGAAGUUCUUGGCUAUCUUGUUAAGAACGAGUUAUUUGAGGCAGGGGAAGACGCCGCAGAAUUUGGGGAGGCCCCCGACGCCGACCUGCCUUGGAAUCAAGACGAUCUGGGCCUGGACGACGACGGAGAUGAGGAGACAUCUCCCCUGGAUGUGUUUUUGUCCGCCAUCUCCCUGCCUGAGUUUGCACAUGCAUUCAGCAGAGAGCACCUGGACCUGGAGGCGCUCAUGCUGUGCUCGGAUGAAGAUCUGAAAGGCAUCCGAAUCCAGCUGGGGCCGAGGAAGAAGAUCUUGGAGGCUGCUGCUCGCAGAAGGAAUGCACUGGAAGAUUGUGGAACCAUGAAGGACAGCAUCUUGUGA
This is a messenger RNA of Salarias fasciatus (jewelled blenny), 1321 nucleotides long. RefSeq names its product ankyrin repeat and sterile alpha motif domain containing 4B (gene anks4b). NCBI's taxonomy places the organism in Eukaryota, Metazoa, Chordata, Actinopteri, Blenniiformes, Blenniidae. Gene Ontology annotation, molecular function: protein binding. The record is from RefSeq and is a predicted model, not a curated record. The transcript is spliced from 2 exons. The coding region runs from base 26 to 1321 and encodes 431 amino acids.